GUAACUAUUAUUCAAUUUGUUGAAGGUUUUUUUGAAAAGGGUAUGGUUGGUUUUUUCUUUUUUUGGUGAGUGUUGUUGAGUGCUAGGUGUUUGAUAUAUUGUCUGAGAGAGAAAUUGAAAAAUGGGAUCUGGUAAUGAAGUUCAUUCUGUUGGUGAGUUUAGUUUAGAUGCUAAGUGGAUUAUAGAUCCUAAACAAUUGUUUGUUGGUCCUAAGAUUGGAGAAGGUGCUCAUGCUAAAGUUUAUGAAGGAAAAUAUAAAAAUCAAAAUAUUGCAGUUAAAAUUAUCAACAAGGGAGAAACACCAGAAGAGAUUUCAAGGAGAGAGGCUCGGUUUGGUAGAGAGGUUGCAAUGCUAUCGAAAGUUCAACACAAAAAUUUAGUCAGGUUUAUCGGGGCCUGCAAAGAACCUGUGAUGGUUAUAGUAACUGAACUUCUAUUAGGUGGAACAUUACGUAAGUAUCUCUUGAGUAAGUAUCUCUGAAUUGUUCUUUAUUCUCUGCAGGUUGGUGUUGUUUCUGAUUAUGACUUGUCU
Lathyrus oleraceus (garden pea) is the source of this 532-nucleotide messenger RNA. Its product is annotated as serine/threonine-protein kinase STY13. Gene Ontology annotation, biological process: protein phosphorylation. Lineage: Eukaryota; Viridiplantae; Streptophyta; Magnoliopsida; Fabales; Fabaceae. The record is from RefSeq and is a predicted model, not a curated record. Gene Ontology annotation, molecular function: ATP binding; protein serine/threonine kinase activity. The coding region runs from base 122 to 481 and encodes 119 amino acids. The transcript is spliced from 3 exons.